AAAAUACAGUAACAAGUAACAGCCAAACCAAGUCAUCAAAUGGAUAACGGAAUCCUUCCGCCGUUAUAUUUUCCGUUAGCUUUAUAUAUACACUGAGGCGGUUAGCAACAUUUCGUCUCUUUGAAACUGAUUUUUCCCUCUUCUCUCUCUCUUUGCCUUGGAGAUUUUUCUGAGCAAGCUUCGUGAUGCUAUCGAACCAGAGGAGCACGAAUUAGCUUCUCGAUCACGAUUCUUUUAGAUCGUCGUCACAGUUUUAUCGGAAAGCUUUAGCGGCUGAGAGAAACAGUGAAUAAGUCGAGACUUCUCUGGUGAUUUGUUUUUUUUCUUUGUGGUUUUGGUGAUUGCAAAUCCUCUGGUGAUGUUGAUUAAAAAAAUGUCUCAUUUUGAAGUCUGGUGAUCUCAGAUUCUCCUACUGUAGCGGUAUGUUGGACAAAGACGAGCCGUUUGUCUACAACGAGGUGGAUUACAAGACGCCGAAGCAGAGUCCCCAAACUUGGCCGAUGGAUAAGAUCCGGCAGAGCCGUUUUCAACAUAAAAUGUCAUCUCUUUUGAGUCCGGUGACUCCUAAAAGGAAUUACAACAUCAGCAAUGCAAAGUCACUCUUGCUGCAAUGCUUACGGGACGCUAAAUCAGAUCCACUCCCUCGUAGGCGCUUUCCGGUUUCAUGCACAGAUGAAGGAAUCUUGAUGGAUGGUGUUCUGGUCACAUCAGCCACUAAAAAGAAGGUGUCUGAGUCUCCUUCAAGCUGUCCCGGACGAUCAGCGCGUUCUUCAAUCUUCCGGAGUCAGCACAAGAAGAAUACAGAGUUUAGCAGCCCUAUAAGCGAAUCAGGCCGUAACCAGGAAACCACUCUGUCUCAGCAAUCUUCUUCAGCUGGCGAGGGAAAGAUUUUAGCAAAUAGUCCUUGUACACCAAAGGCUGCUAAUCCUUCAAAACUGCAAGCUUCUGCUGAACCAUUCAUCCUCACACCAAGACAAGCUGCUUCUCCUUUUCCACCACAGCAACUGCCAUAUGAUCAUUAUAAUCCGCAGUUUCCAUGCGCUAAUCCCCUGCACCUGCAGCCAUACCCGUACUUGCACCGGCCUCGGCCUCUGAUCUACGUUUAUCAGAGACCACCACUUCUUCCGCUCUUACCCCAUGGGCCUGACCCCUAUACGCUAAAUAGUCAAAAGGACUUUCCUCCAAUUCUCUCUGGCAACCAAACACCAACCACCAGUCCACAUUCACUUCCCACAACACCUUCUUCUAGCCAGCCCAACACAACCACCAGCGACUCACCAGUCCACACUCCCAUAUCUACUACUUUUACAGCCAAUCUCAAUACCAGUACUACCACCUCCACACAUGGCCCCUCACCUUCUGUUGAUAGAGUCGACACAGUGGCGAAAAUACCAGACUUGUCGUCGUCACCUUCUGAUGGACUCGAAACAGUGACGCAGAAACCAGACUUGGCUUCACCUUCUACUGGACGUGAAACAGUGACGCAAAAACCAGACUUGGCUUCACCUUCUGCUGGACUUGGAACCAUGACGAUAAAUAAAGACUGGUCACCCUCUGAUGAUGGACUCCCAACAUUCACACAAGAUCAACUUGAUUUUAUGAAAUCACAUAACAGGCUCUUCCCAGACUAUGUUUUCGGGCGUUACAAAUACAAAAAGAGAAUGUCAGCUUUCAAACAUCAGGAGGAGCACCGGUAAAACAAAAAGGUAAAAUUCUGUUCAUAAAAAGAAAAACUUCUAUUCACCACUAUAUUUCUUCCCAUACAUCAAACUUUUUUUCAGCUUUUCAUAGGAUUGUUAAAAACUCUUUGAUUACUACAUAUACAUAGAAAGCUAAUAGAUAUUUAGAUAACAAACCAAA
Molecule: messenger RNA, 1860 nt
Organism: Arabidopsis lyrata subsp. lyrata
Lineage: Eukaryota; Viridiplantae; Streptophyta; Magnoliopsida; Brassicales; Brassicaceae
Product: spore germination protein 270-11
Exons: 5
Coding region: 423-1697 (424 amino acids)
Source: RefSeq, a predicted model, not a curated record